AUGUGUGACUGCAUUGUCUUUCCUACUACAGGAUUUCGUCCUCAUAGUGACGAAAUAAGUGGAUCUGAUCUUGAUGGCGACCAGUAUUGGGUUUAUUGGGGCAAUGAAUUAAAAAUUCAGAAUCCUGUUGACCCAUUAUCUCAUUUAUCGGCAGAAAAAUCGGUAGUUCCAAACCUUACAAAUGAAAUGGUGAUUAAUUACUUCCUAGAUGCGAUCGAACUAAAUUGUUACUCCCUUAUUGCCGAUGUGCAUACCGUGAUUGCUGAUCAAAUGGAAGAAGGUACACGGUCACGAGAGUGUGUUGAAUUAGCAAAAUUAUUUUAUCGUGCAAUUGAUUCAUCCAAAACAGGAGAAGUGAUCACCAUGGAAUUGGUUUUAAGAUUAAGAGAUAAGUUUUGUAUUAAAUAUCCGAAAUUUAUGAUGAAAUUCGAUCGACCUAACUAUGAAUCAACCUCAAUUCUUGAAAAAUUGUACUUAAACGCAAAAUCAAUUGUAAUCAAAAAGAAAGAUAAUUAUGAAAACUACCAGACUACAUUUAUUCUACCAUACAGAGAUGCAUUGAUCAAUACAGAAGCAUCCAAUAUGGAAUUAGAACAUGGAUUGUUUUCAUUUCAAAAGAUUCGGUUAUUUUUAAGCAAUCUAUUUCGUAUUACAACGCCGAGUGAAUGA
Rotaria sp. Silwood2 is the source of this 669-nucleotide messenger RNA. Lineage: Eukaryota; Metazoa; Rotifera; Eurotatoria; Philodinida; Philodinidae. The record is from the annotation of a GenBank genome assembly.